Molecule: messenger RNA, 1027 nt
Organism: Musa acuminata subsp. malaccensis (wild Malaysian banana)
Lineage: Eukaryota; Viridiplantae; Streptophyta; Magnoliopsida; Zingiberales; Musaceae
Product: LOB domain-containing protein 16
Biological process (GO): hormone-mediated signaling pathway; positive regulation of DNA-templated transcription
Cellular component (GO): nucleus
Source: RefSeq, a predicted model, not a curated record
CUGUGUGGAAAGCGCCUGCUGUAACUCUCCCCAUUAAUCUAAAGAAAAGAAUGGUGUAAACAAAGCAGGAUUUGGCGACUAGCUGGUGAGUAACUGGUCGAAGCAGGUAGGAGGAGGAGUAGGGCAAACCUGGAAGAAAGCAACAGCAGCCACGAUGGAGAGUCUCAAAGUGCGGCGUUCGGCGCAAAAUGCAUAGUUUAUGGAGCCUCACUUCAUCACUCCACCAUAAAAUACCAUGGAAGCACCCAUGCCUUGAAUGCACUGCUCCCUCAAAACCCUACACCCUUACCUUCCAUGUCUCUCGCCCCAAAGCUCCUAUAAAGACCACCUGCUGCCUCUUCAGGUCACUGAAACCCCAGCAAUCGAUCGAUCUUCCAUCGAUGGCGACCGGGGCUGGUUCGCCAUGCGGCGCCUGCAAGUUCCUGCGCAGGAAGUGCACGUCGGACUGCAUCUUCGCGCCCUACUUCGGCUCCGACCAGUCACCGGCCCAGUUCGCUGCCAUCCACAGGGUCUUUGGCGCCAGCAACGUGUCCAAGCUCUUGGCGCAGGUUCCGGUCCACGAUCGGUGCGAGGCUGUCGCCACGAUCGCCUACGAGGCUCAAGCGCGGAUCAAGGACCCUGUGUACGGCUGUGUCGGCCACAUCUUUGCUCUCCAGCAGCAGGUGAUGCAGGUGAAGGCACAGUUGGCUUACAGAGCGGCACUGUCGAGAGUUUUGGAGGAUCAACAGUGUCAAGAGAACUUCAGUGUCUUUCUGCAGUCUGAUUCGGAGUACGGCGCCGAUGGAGUGCUUCUCAUGCAACAGAUGGGCUGCAGGGAGGAUGUCUCCGCCCAAGAGUUCUGCAGGAAGAGGACACCUCACUAUGAGUUUGGGGAGCUGCAAGCUAUGGCUCAGAGGAUGAUGAGGAGCUAAUCCUCUUCUUUCUUGAUGUUGUAAAUGCCACACUUGAAUAGAAUAGCUUGGAACCUGACAUGAUCAGAAAAACUGGGUAAUAAAAUUGAGUGUUUGAUGCAGUUGAAUUGUUUGAA